CACCCACUCGACAUCCAGCUUGGACGUUCUUACUUCCCUCAGACACUAGUAUAGGCUUCAAGCCAUGCAACUUCGUAUACCCCCCAUUUACAGCCUUCAAUCUCCAAACAUGGGUUCUAUGAGCGCAAGGUCAAAGACAAGAAAACGUUGGGCAGAUCUCCGCAACGGCACACAGCCACGGAAAGACCCAGAGUAGGGGUCCAGCACCAGACCCAAAGACUAAAUGCCGCCACCCUAUGAUAGGCGUCGCGCGGUCGUUUUCGUCGGUUCAGACGCCACUCAAGCGGACCUAACGCGUGGCAUAUCAGGGGAAUUACUCCAGCUACUUUUGUCGUCGGACCCACGAACGACUCGGUGAUAGAGGGUUGAACCAAUGAAGUCUACGGUGCUACACCUUCCCCAGGUAGAACCCAAGUUGAGCUGUUUUCCGGCAUGGGUUAUCCAUUGGCUCACCAUGCCUUUCACUUCACUCUGAAGGCAUGCGACCCCUCAUUUGGGUGUCGCCGAUAGUCAUAACACAAUGUCAAGGAGACAUUAUUCAAUCGCCCAUGGUCCAGCGGACCCUCGCUCUUUCCAAAUUCCUACCAUCCCACGAUACGGCGGUCUUCUCAUUUUCCUCUUCAUCUUUUUCUGUUCCUCUCUAGACCAUAGCACUGGUUGUCACAUCUAUGUUUAUUGAUUUCCUUCCCACCACAGUCCAUACUUUAAUGUGAGAUCAACAUAUGCAUUGAUUGGCCUGCGACAGUAUACUUUCCUAGGCCUCCGGCCGCUCAUGCAACGAAAGUUACGAUGAAGAGCAGCUUUCGCAUCUCUUUAUGCCUCUCACUCCUAUUCAUAAUUCCAUUAUACCUCCUGAAAGUCAGACUUGCAGACCUCUCGGAUCAGUACGACGCGGGAGUGUACCUGAUCGACAUGUUGAGCAACAAAAGCGCUCAUAGAUGGGCUUCUCACAAUGAAGACGUGCGUGACAAGGUCAUUGUCAUGGCCAGGCUGGAGGAGGAGCCUGUACAAUGGGUCGAAGAGGAACUUUUAGACUGGCAACGAGCUAUUUAUACAGUGAACCCGUCCAAAGCUACACUCGCCGACGAUGAUCGACUCAAGACACCCUUCAACAAAGGCCAUGAGUCCAUGGCGUACCUUACUUAUCUGAUAGACCAUUACGACCACCUUCCCUCCACUAUCGCCUUCAUUCACGCCCAUCGAUCUGGAUUCCUUAUGGCCUGGCACGUAGAUGCACCGCUACAUGACAAUGUCGCCGCUCUCCGCUCCCUGCAACUCGAUUUCGUCCAGCGCAACGGCUACGUGAACCUCCGAUGCAAUUGGAACCCUGGCUGCAGCCCCAAGCAUCGCAAUAACGCACACAUAACCGAGGAUAUCUGGACAGAAAUAUUUGACGGAACAAGCACGCCGCCGCUCAAUUCAACAACAUCCCUUACAUCCAACGACUUACGAACUAGCAACCCACUCCAGCAUAAAUUCCUCCAGUUCCCCACCCAGAUUGGCGCAUCCUGCUGCGCACAGUUUGCCGUAUCCCGAGACCAGGUUCUCCGACGACCACGAGAAGAUUAUGUCAAGAUCAGACAGUGGGUGAUCGAUACAGACUUGGCUGAUGCCGCCAGUGGGCGCGCGAUGGAGUUUCUAUGGCAUGUCAUAUUCGGCAAGGACUCGGUAUACUGUCCCGACGAACAACUUUGUUACUGCCAAGUGUAUGGGCAGUGCUGAGCUUUUAGAAUUUUUCUGGCGCUUGGUGUUCUAGUUGCGUACUUUCUGUUAGACUCCUUGUAUACAACAAGUUUGCUCUCUGCCAUUCGGACGGUAUGCUCAACAUUAGCGUGUAAAGAAUCUCAAUCUUCUUUCUGGAGCCAGG
Messenger RNA from Aspergillus calidoustus, 1867 nucleotides. The record is from the annotation of a GenBank genome assembly. NCBI's taxonomy places the organism in Eukaryota, Fungi, Ascomycota, Eurotiomycetes, Eurotiales, Aspergillaceae.